Molecule: messenger RNA, 1592 nt
Organism: Cricetulus griseus (Chinese hamster)
Lineage: Eukaryota; Metazoa; Chordata; Mammalia; Rodentia; Cricetidae
Source: RefSeq, a predicted model, not a curated record
AGCCUGGUCUACAGAGUGAGCUCCAGGACAGCCAGAGCUACACAGAAAAAGGUCCUCUCGGAAAACCAACAAACCGGGGCUCGUGGGCUGGGCCCACGUCUGCUGACAAGGCGUCAAGAGAGCCCUGAGCAACCCAGGGCCGAGGCAGGGGCGUGUGGGCGCCCUGGAAGGACUAGGACCGCUAGUGAUGGGCGUGGACGUGCGGCCGGGAUACUUGUCGGUCUCCGCCUCACGAGGGUUUCUCCUUCUCCCCGGUGUGGAAACCGGGCAAGAGCGCAGGCAGGGCGAAGGGCGUUACUCUGCGCACGCGCGCCACUCGGGCCGGCUUUCUGGAGCUGGGAACACUCGCGUCCGGGAUGGCGGCGCAGGCGCACUGGCGGCCUGUGGAGGUCGCGCCUGCGCAGUCGCUUUUCCUCAGGCGGCCGCCAUGGCUGGACAAGAGGAUCCGGUGCAGCGGGAGAUCCACCAGGACUGGGCGAAUCGAGAGUACAUUGAGAUCAUCACCAGCAGCAUCAAGAAAAUCUCGGACUUUCUCAACUCUUUCGCUCUCUCUAGCAGAUACCCCACGACUCUAUCACAUCCUAGGAUCGCCACUGCAAUCCAGGCUUCACUUUCACAACUGCACACAAUGGCAGCUCUGAGCUACCACGCAAGGACUUCCUACCACACACCUGGCCUCAGCAGCUCUCCUCAAUCGUGGAAGAAGAUUCCAUAACUCAUUUUCUCAUGUAUCCUUUGUGAUUCUAUAGCCAGAACUACAUGACCAAUACUACCAAGUUCUGCUGCCUGUUGGGAAUGGAUCCUGGGCCCUACAUUAUUACGAACUUUGAGUUGCUGCCUCUUAGGAGCAGGAAAUUCCUUACACCCUUUUCUUCCAUAAGUUACAGGACUAGCUUGGUAGUUGCAGGACUAGCUUGGUAGAGUCUUGCCCUGAGAGUAUUUAUUCCCUUUAUUCCAUUUCUCAUCAGGCUUCUUACCUCUUUCAGCACAAGCCUUGGCUCCAACACUAAAUUUCCUAAUGAUCUUUUUCUCCACAAACUGUGUAUUUUGUAUUUCCUUUUGCCCUGCUUUUUCUUUUUCAUUGUAGACCUGCAGAAGAGUAAUUAGUAACCACACCGCCAAGUUGCUGUUAGGCUGUCUUGUAAUCUCCUCUGCCAACGAAAUCAGUCCAAAACUUUUCAAUUUAACCUCAAGCAGAUUUUUAGGACAAGGAUUAAAUCAGCCACAUUCUUUGCAAAAACAUCAUGAGUGGUGUCUUCUACUCGAGGCACUGCUGUUUCCUUUGAAACGUCUUAAACUGGGCCUCCAUAGUCUAGUGGUCAUGCAGGCUCUUAUUAGGAUGCUUCAGUGCAUGGAGCAUCAAGGACUCAUUAAUUCCUGCCCACGGUGUUCAGCUGCUUUUCUAUCUCAAAGUCUUCCACAUGCCUCCAAAAAACAUCAUGGUCAGGCCUGUUGCUUGAUAGAUAACUCAUUCCCUGAGACCAACUUGUAUCUUUUCUUUUUUUUUUCUUUUUGUUGUUUUUCGAGACAGGGUUUCUCUGUGUACCUUUUGGAGCCUAUCCUGGCGCUCGAUCUGUAGACCAGUCUGGCCU